AUGGCGCGCAAAGCAGCAUCGACGGCUCAAGGCACGCCCACCACGGGCGCCGCCAAGUCCCGAUUUGGCCAGCUGAGGGGGUGGCUUGCCGCCAAACUGAGCUACGAUGAGGGCCUAGAUGAGAACGGCAAGCCGAAGGAGCGCUGGUGCCCCGAGCAGGAGGCCGGCCUGAUCUCGAAGCUCUUCUUCUUCUUCACCGGCGGCCUCAUCCAGAAGGGCUCCCACAAGCACCUCGAGCAGGCGGACCUAUGGACCACCCACAGCCAGGAUGAACCAGCGAAGCUCUGGGAGGCGUUUGAGCGCGACCUAAAAGCGACGGCGACGGCGCAGGCUCCGCAGGGCGUCCUGUCGAAGGCGCUCUGGCGCGCCCACGGGCGCCUCUUCAUUGUCACCGGCGUCAUCAAGAUCUUCCAUGACGGCAUCAUGUUUACUCAGCCCUACAUCCUGGAGGAGCUGCUGAACCACCUGACGGGGCCGGAGGACAAGGGCGCGGCGCUGGGGCUGGCGUUUGCGCUGGUGGGCUGCGCUAUACUGGAGGCGCUCUUUAUUAACGUCUACUUCAACAUGCUCUUCAGGUGCGCGCGC
Molecule: messenger RNA, 585 nt
Organism: Monoraphidium neglectum
Lineage: Eukaryota; Viridiplantae; Chlorophyta; Chlorophyceae; Sphaeropleales; Selenastraceae
Product: ABC transporter, multidrug resistance associated protein
Exons: 3
Biological process (GO): transmembrane transport
Cellular component (GO): membrane
Molecular function (GO): ATPase-coupled transmembrane transporter activity; ATP binding
Source: RefSeq, a predicted model, not a curated record